This is a messenger RNA of Morus notabilis, 5501 nucleotides long. Its product is annotated as DNA-directed RNA polymerase I subunit 1. The transcript has 21 exons. Gene Ontology annotation, biological process: DNA-templated transcription. Bases 123 to 5228 code for a protein of 1701 amino acids. Gene Ontology annotation, molecular function: DNA-directed RNA polymerase activity; DNA binding. NCBI's taxonomy places the organism in Eukaryota, Viridiplantae, Streptophyta, Magnoliopsida, Rosales, Moraceae. Gene Ontology annotation, cellular component: RNA polymerase I complex. The record is from RefSeq and is a predicted model, not a curated record.
CCUCACAAGAACCCUCCCAAAGGCUUCUCCCUCUCUGUGCCGCCAAAAAGCCUGUUCUGUUCUUCUCAUUUGCCCUAACUCUCUCACUCCUCCGCUCUUUCUUCUUUCUCUUCACCAUCCUCAUGGCUGCCUCUGAGGCCGUGACAGAGUCGGUGGAGGCAGUCCGGUUCAGUUUCUUGACGGACGAGGAGGUUCGCAAGCACAGCGUUGUGAAGAUAACGAACCCGGUUUUGCUCGACAGCGUCGAACGACCCGUCCCGGGCGGGCUCUACGAUCCCGCAUUAGGUUCUUUGGAUGAAAGAACACCAUGCAAAUCAUGCGGGCAGCGUCAACUUAACUGCCCUGGACAUUGUGGGCAUAUUGACCUCGUUUCUCCAAUCUAUAAUCCCUUGCUGUUCAAUAUCCUUUACAGCAUUCUAAAAAGAACUUGUUUCUCUUGUUACCACUUUAGGCGUAAUCCCGUUGAGGUCAAGAAAUGUGUUUCUCAACUGGAACUUAUCUUGAAAGGUGAUGUUGCUCGGGCGAAAGAUUUAAAUUCUCGCCCUUCCAGUGAAUCCUCGCAUCUAAAGGACUACGGUUAUCGUGGGAGCAAGGAUCGCAGUGCCAAGCCUUCAACGCAACCAAAGCUUACCUCGCUUCAGUUAAGUGAAGCAAUGUCCGUUUUGAAUAAUUUUUUAAAGCCGAACCAUACAAAGUGCAGAAAUUGCGAAGCACACCGUCUUACUAUUACGCAACCUGUUUUUGGGUGGUUAAAUAUGGAGCGUAUAUCAGGUGCCAGAGCUAGAGCAAAUGUUAUUAGAAACUCCAAGUUAGAAGGGCCUUUCUCUGAUGGGGAAUCAUUGCCCGAGGAAGAAAUUAUUAACGAUGUAACUUCUCCGGAUAGUGAUGCUGAUACUGACACUCCAGCUACUUCUACAAAGAGUCAUAGAAGUAAAGGGGGCAAGGUCCCUCGUGAGUACUUAAAGCAGACAGAAACCUUUUCUGGAGGACCUAUGUUGCCAUCCGAUGUUAAAGAAAUGAUUAGACUCUUGUGGGAAAAUGAGAUUGAACUCUGUACGUACAUUACCGAUAUCCAGCAUCAGGGAAUUGGAAACAAAGCAGAUCACUCAAUGUUUUUCUUAGAGACUAUUCUUGUACCUCCAAUCAAAUUCCGCCCCCCAUCCAAGGGUGGUGAUUCUGUGAUGGAACACCCUCAUACUGUUUUGUUAAAUAAGGUGCUCCAGGCCAAUAUUGAAUUAGGAAAUGCUCAUGUUAAUAAGCUGGAAUAUACAAAGAUAGUACGCAGGUGGAUGGAUCUUCAGCAGUCUGUAAAUGUGAUGUUUGAUAGCAAAACAUCUACAGGUCAAAGGAAUGUUGCACCAGGAAUAUGUCAGUUGUUGGAAAAAAAGGAGGGCAUUUUCCGCCAGAAAAUGAUGGGGAAGAGGGUUAAUUUUGCAUGCCGGUCAGUGAUAUCACCAGAUCCCUAUUUGGCUGUCAAUGAAAUUGGAAUUCCUCCCUACUUUGCAUUGAGAUUAACGUAUCCUGAGAGAGUUACCCCAUGGAACGUUGUGAAGCUAAGGGAUGCAAUCAUCAAUGGUCCUGAAACCCAUCCUGGAGCUACACACUAUGUCGACAAGUUAUCUACUGUGAAAUUGCCUUUGAACAGAAAAGCACGUAUCUCAGCAUCCAGAAAAUUGCCUUCAUCUAGAGGAGUUGUCAUGCAGAAUGGAAAGACGUAUGAUUAUGAAUCUGAAGGGAAAAUAGUACACCGUCACUUGCAAGAUGGUGAUAUUGUUCUUGUCAAUCGACAGCCUACACUUCACAAGCCCAGUAUAAUGGCACAUGUUGUUCGUGUGUUGAAGGGAGAGAAAACAAUUCGUAUGCACUAUGCAAACUGCAGUACAUAUAAUGCUGAUUUCGAUGGUGAUGAAAUGAAUGUGCAUCUUCCGCAAGAUGAAAUUUCUCGUGCAGAAGGAUACAACAUUUUAAAUGCAAAUAAUCAAUAUGUCAAGCCUACUAGCGGUGAACCUAUUAGAGCCUUGAUCCAGGAUCAUAUUAUCAGUGCCGUCCUCCUUACAAAGAAGGAUACCUUUUUACGUUGGGAUGAGUUCAACCAUCUUCUUUAUAGCACCGGUCUUUCAAAUUCAGGCUCAGGUGCUUCUUCCAGAAAAUUCGGGAAUAAAGUUUUUGUUUCAGAUUUUGAAGCUGAGCUUAAAUCCCUUCUUCCUGCGAUUUGGAAACCAGAGCCUCUUUGGACAGGGAAACAGGUCAUUACUGCGUUACUAAAUUACAUCACAAGGGGUUUCCAAGCAUUUACUGUUGAAAAAGGUGGGAAGAUCCCUCGUGAUUUUUUCAGAAGUAGAACAGUUGAAGAUGAAUCAAGCAGAAAAAACGCUCAUAAAGACGAUCAAGAUGAAGAGGAGAAACCGAGUAGAAGAAAAGCUGAUCAUAUUGAAUCAAAGAGAAAGAAGGAACCAAUUACAGGAAGAAAAAUUGAUAAAAAUGAACUGAAGAUGAAGGAAGAGCUGGACGACAAGUUAUUUAUCUAUAGAAACAAUUUUGUUCGUGGUGUUAUUGACAAGGCUCAAUUUGGUGACUAUGGUUUGAUCCACACAGUGCACGAACUCUAUGGGUCAAAUACGGCUGGUCUUUUGCUUUCAUCAUUGAGUCGGUUAUUUACUGUUUUUUUACAGAUGCAUGGGUUCACAUGUGGAGUCGACGAUCUUUUGAUAGUGAAAAGUAAAGACAAAGAAAGGGGGAGAGUACUUGAAAAAUGUGAAGAUAUUGGCGAAGAAGUGCACCGUGAGUUUGUUGGGGUCAAAGAUGAUGAAAAUAUAGACCCCUUCACCUUACAACUCAAAAUUGAAAAAACUGUUCGAAUCAAUGGAGAAGCUGCCUUGGCAUCUCUGGAUCGGAAAAUGAUUAGUCAGGUUAAUGAUAUAACAAGCAAGUCCGAGGAACUUAAAGGACUGUUGUCUAAAGCGUUACUUAAACCCCCCAUCAAGAAUUGUAUCUCUCUUAUGACGACAUCUGGGGCUAAAGGUGGCGCGGUCAAUUUCCAACAAAUAUCUUCACAUUUAGGCCAACAGGAGCUAGAAGGAAAGCGAGUUCCUCGAAUGGCUUCUGGGAAAACGUUACCUUGCUUCCCUGCGUGGGACUGGAGAGCUCGUGCUGGAGGCCUUGUAAUAGAUUGCUUUCUUUCUGGUCUUCGCCCUCAGGAAUUUUACUUCCAUUGCAUGGCUGGUCGUGAAGGGUUGGUAGAUACAGCCGUAAAAACAUCUCGCAGUGGAUAUCUGCAAAGAUGCCUAAUAAAAAAUCUCGAAUGUCUAAAAGUGAGCUAUGACCAUACAGUCCGUGAUGCUGAUGGUUCCAUCGUUCAGUUUUGUUAUGGUGAAGAUGGUGUUGAUGUUCAUCAAACAAGCUUUCUAGCAAAUUUUGAAGCACUGGCAGCGAAUAAACAAAUGAUCUACAAGAAAUGCUGCCGCGGAAUUGAUAAAUCAAGUCCUUACAUCAAGGAUUUGCCAUCUGCUCUUGAAAAGAAAGCUAUGAAAUUUGUAAAUAAGUUAUCUGCAGAGAAAAAUCUUAACGAUUCAAGCCAAGGCGAUUUCUUGAAGUUGAUGGAGCACAAAUAUCUCUCAAGUCUUGCUCAACCAGGAGAGCCGGUUGGUGUUCUUGCUGCUCAGUCCGUAGGAGAACCAUCAACACAGAUGACGCUAAAUACUUUUCAUCUUGCUGGUCGAGGUGAGAUGAAUGUGACCCUUGGAAUUCCACGUCUCCAAGAGAUCCUGAUGACAGCUGCAAUUGAUAUUAAGACUCCAGUUAUGACAUGUCCACUUCAAGAGGGCAGAUCAGUGGAAGAAGCCAAGCGUCUUGCUUUUAAGUUGAAGAAAGUCACUGUGGCAGACAUUAUAGAAACUAUGAAAGUUACUGUGGAGCCAUUUUCUCUUCAAAAUAAUCAGAUCUGCCGUAUUUAUAAGCUUGAAAUGAAGCUUUACAGACCUGAUCAUUAUCAAGAGUAUGCUGGUAUUUCAUCAGAAGACUGUGAGGAAAUUCUUAGUGUUGACUUUCUCAGGGCGUUGGAGGAUGCAAUAAAAAAUCAUCUGAAUUUGCUUGACAAAAUUAACGGAAUACAAAAUUUCACAGCGGACUCUCAGUCCGUGGCUGCAAGUGAUGGGGAUGAAGAUUUUUCUUCAAGUAAAGCUGAACGUGAUGAAGAGGACGAUGAUGGCGGUGAUGGUGACAAUGAAGGGCAAGAAGAUCUCGGUUUAGACGCAGUAAAACAAAAACGGCAAGCUACAGAUGAGAUGGAUUAUGAUGAUGACUAUGACGAGAGAGUUAAUGAAGAGGCAACAAGAGCUGGAUCUGAGAGUGAAGAUGAUAAUGAUGAGGAUGAAGUCGAGUUUAGGAAGGAUAAUGAGGUUGAGAUGCUGGAUGCUAAAGGUGGACACCUAGAAAGUCCAUCAAAAGCUGAAGGCUUCUCCACGUCAGAGUCACUAAAAACAAAGACCAAAUCAAGAGCCAAAGGCAAAAAGAAGAUCCGAAGACAAUUUAAUAGAAAGGAUGAUGAUCGGUCAAUAUUUGUGGAGGCUAAGGGAUUUUACUUCAAGGUCCAUUUCAGAUUUUCUAAUGAGGCUCAUAUUCUGCUGGCCCAGAUUGCUCAGAAUACAGCCACAAGGGUUUACAUCCAAAGCUCCGGUAAGGUUGAUAACUGUCAACAAAUUACUUGCAAAGAAAAUCAAGUUAUUUACUAUGGGAAAGACCCCAAAAGUAGGGAUGAUAUUCCACUCGAAGAAAAAGAAAAUAUUCCAGCAUUGCAGACUUCUGGGGUGGAUUUUAUGACGUUUUGGAAAUUGCAAGACAUUCUUGAUGUCAGGUAUAUAUAUUCCAACGACAUCCAUGCCAUGCUUAAUACAUAUGGAGUAGAAGCUGCCAGAGAAACCAUCAUUAGGGAGAUAACUAAUGUCUUCAAGUCCUAUGGAAUAUCUGUCAAUAUUCGGCACUUGACCCUUAUUGCUGACUUUAUGACCCACACUGGUGGAUAUCGGUCAAUGAGCAGGCAUGGUGGCAUAGCGGACUCGAUCUCCCCUUUUAGUAAAAUGUGUUUUGAGACGGCUUCCAAGUUCAUAGUUGAAGCCGCCUAUCAUCGUGAAAUGGAUGACUUGGAAACUCCGUCUGCUAGAAUUUGUCUUGGACUGCCGGUGAAGGUUGGUACAGGGUGUUUUGAUUUGAUGCAGAAGUUAGAAAUUUGAUGCAAAGGCUGUAACUUGCAAUUUAAGGGACUCUCUACCAAGUCCACCUCUUAUCUGUCUGUAUUCUAUUUGAAAAAUUUUGCCUCGUAAAAUUUACAGGAUUUUUAAAAAGUCUGCUAUUUAUUGUUGCGGGAAUUAUACCUAAUAUUGUUUUUUAGGUCAAAUUCUGUUCGGACAUGAAAAGUAUGAAGGAACAGUCUAUUUUUGACGUUCUAACGGGGGGAAAAAAGAGUCUCUUUUGGAGGGGUUCUCUCUAUUUGUUAUGAAGUUUGA